AUGAGCCUUCGGCUUGGAUUUCAUCAUGGCAAUGAUCUUCGUUUCAUGAUUCCCUCUUGCACAUUACGGCUACACGCCAACAAUGACAUUGCAAAUGCAUCAUUGGCCCAAAGCAGUGACGUUCCUAUAUACAUGAGAAAUGACUUUGAUGACCAGUUGCUGGAAAUGUGCCGUGCCCCAUUUGGGGGGAGUAAGUCCCAUCCUCGGGGGUCUCGGUUCAGAGUCACUGAUUCUAUUGAAAACAAGCACAGAUAUUCUAAAGUGAUCUACACGCUUCGAAGGGCCCUGAAGUCGUCGGGUGACCUAGUAAUGGAUGCUCGAAACUCACUUAGUGCUGGGUUCAUCCGCACCGGAAGAAUAUGCAUGCAUCUGCUCAUGUGGAUCUUCGGUCUUGCAGUCCUUCAAAAGGUGGCAAGCCCAGAUCCCAUCGAUCAGAAUAUUUCCGGCAACUCCAAGUAUUCCCAGAGAUUCAUGCACACUCGUCCACCGUCAACGAGCGCUUUUAUUUGA
Messenger RNA from Aspergillus novofumigatus IBT 16806, 510 nucleotides. RefSeq lists its product as uncharacterized. The record is from RefSeq and is a predicted model, not a curated record. Bases 1 to 510 code for a protein of 169 amino acids. The transcript is spliced from 3 exons. Lineage: Eukaryota; Fungi; Ascomycota; Eurotiomycetes; Eurotiales; Aspergillaceae.